Messenger RNA from Thamnophis elegans (Western terrestrial garter snake), 4313 nucleotides. Its product is annotated as zinc finger and SCAN domain-containing protein 31-like. Bases 1359 to 2783 code for a protein of 474 amino acids. Lineage: Eukaryota; Metazoa; Chordata; Lepidosauria; Squamata; Natricidae. The record is from RefSeq and is a predicted model, not a curated record. The transcript has 4 exons.
AUCAUUAUCUCUUUUAUUCAUUAAACAUGAAAUUCGAUCAACUGAACAUUAAAAAAUGCAUCACAAAUACCAUUUACUGGUGCUAGUGGUUGAUAUGGGCUGCUGCCAGCGUCCUAGGUAUCAACCAAGUAUCUUCUUAUUUAUUUAUUUUAUUCAUUAAACAUGAAACUCAGUCAACUGAAUAUUUAAACUUAUUAUUAUUGUUGCUGUGUAAUCUUUGACUUGCCAAUAUUAUUCCUUUCCUCUCUCAAGAUGUGCCUGUUCUUGUGUUUAUUCCUCUGAACCAUUUCAGAUGCUUUCACCUUUUAUGCCUUGUGACAGGAUCUGCAUCACAGAAUGCUUCUCUUUCUACAGCUCUUUUCCAAAAGCUUUGGGACAGAAGACCCUCUUCCCCUUCCCCUAAGUCAUAUUAACUAAGAUCAUCUAUCUACAUUUGAAAUAACUUCAUCUUGUUUUCUUGUGUUUCCUUGUUCUGUUUAUUUUCCUAGUUAUUUUCCUUCCUAUUUUUAGAUUGUAAGAGCCUUGGGACAGGGAACUGACCUCAUUUUUUAUGGAUAACCUCUGCAUGGAUUGUUGAUUUAAAAAAAAAAGAAUAAAAGAAUAAAUAGGAAACAGAAUAAGGCAAUAGAAGAAACUGAAACCCUGCAAAUAGGAAGCCAGCAGUAUUUUCUCUGAUGCCCUAAAUCUUUAUUUACAUUUUUAAAGAAUGAGAUCUGUCUACAGUAUUACCAUUUGUUUUCUCUUUCAUUUACAGCUCGUUCUUCUCCAGGUUUAGUAUUUUUGUGCUGCUAAGAAGGUAACCAGAUAAAUUUCACAUAGUUUUAUUUAAAUAUUUUUGGUAUGUAGUCAGAGCACCUAAGGGAUAAAUAUUUGAUAAAUAGUUUUGAUGAAUGGCUACUACAUUGAGAAUAAUUAAAAGGCUGUAUAAAUUUUUCAGUGUUUAUGGUUAUCUCCCAGCAAAAUAUUUUCUAACUAACACUGCCUUUAUGGUAAGGAUGGCAGCUGAAAAUUUUCACCUCAGAGAUAAUUAGGAAUAAAUCUUACCAAAUACAAUCAAAUGGCAUUUUAAAAAAAGGCAUGAAGAGAAUGUUGACGUCAAAGCAUUACAUCAAAGCUAUAAUGCAAACUUCAAACAAAACAGUAACCAAGGAAAUUUGGUCGCAUAAAUUGAAAAUAAUGUUACUUUAAAAGUCUUAUUUUUGGGAAACUAUCAGUCUCCCAUUUUUUCUGACAGGAGUAUGCCCACACUGCCUUCUUACAGAUUUCACUAACCCCUGCCGAAGUCUGGCCCCAGAGCGCUUUGAAAGAGUCUGCAGCAGAGACACAGCUGCUCCAUUGGCAGCUCAUCGGGCCACAAAAUGGCUGCACAGCAACACCCAAACAACAUGGCUGCUCUUUCAAAAGAGGUAGAGGACAUGAGAUGUCCGUUGCAGGUCCAGGUGAAAAUGGAAACUCCCUGCCAGGCAAGUGACAGUGCAAAAGAGGGAGAAGGAAAUUGCCCUGCCACCAUUCCAUCUGCAACCAGUGAAGAGUUCACAAGAGCGGUGUCCAGGGUGAAGCAGGAGCUGGCCGAAGAGCUACCGCAGAGCUGGGAGUGCCAGUGGCAAAGGGUGCUAGAGGUGGUGCCUGCUCCCUUCAUCACUCCAGUCUGGGACAGCCAGCAGUUGCCUCCUUUGACUCAAGGGGGCAGCACCGAGGCCUACCUGGCCACCUUUGAGCGUGUGGCGGACGCUUCACAAUGGCCACGGGAAGAGUGGGUGACUCGCCUUGUGCCAGUCCUUAGUGGACAAGCUCAGCAGGCCUAUUUCACCCUGGAUGCAAAAGACAAAGCUGAUUAUGGGAAGGUGAAGGUGGCCAUUCUGAGGCUGGAUGACUACCUCGCCCUUGAGGCGCAUCGCCAGCGUUUCAGGCAUUUCUGCUACCGGGCUGCCGAUGGGCCCCGGAUGGCAUGUCAGCAACUGCAGGAGCUCUGCCACUGCUGGCUGAGGCCUGAAGGCCAGAGCAAGGAGCAAAUCCUGGAUCUGCUCAUCUUGGAGCAGUUCCUUGUCAUCCUUCCACAGGAAAUGCAGGACUGGAUUAGGGAGCGCGGUCCGGAGACGUGUGAUCAAGCGGUGGCCUUGGCAGAGGAGUACCUGCAGGAGCAGCAGGAGACAGAGAAGUGGGCCCAACAGGUAACUGUACCAAUUGAGAUGGUGAUAGUUAAUUCUCCCACUGUAGAUCAGUCCCAGUCAGAAGCAAAACAUCUCCACAAAGAACAGGUUGACAAUGAAAAUAGUAUUUCUCAAGAAGGCAGUUUUGCCAGAAUGGGGGCAAAGGAUUUACACCAAGGAGAGUUGGAGGCAGAGGAACGAGGAUGGAUGUCUCCAGAAUUCGGGGAGGUCCUUUUCCCAAAAAGCAGUGAUCUUCCCAGAAGAUCACAUGUGAGCAAGUGUGAUUCAGAAAGGCCACAGAAAGGCAGCCUUUCCACAAGAAUGAUUAAGGACGAAGUGUUUGGGGGAGUCCCGACCGACCUAGAAACGAAACGACAUCUGUGUAAGGAAUGUGGGAAAAGGUUUCGGAAGAAGUGGGAUCUCAUCAGGCAUGAAAGGAUCCACACGGGUGAGAAACCGUAUCAAUGUCCAGAAUGUGGGAAUAGCUUCAACCGGAACACAACCCUCACAAAACAUCUCCUCAUUCAUUCAGGAGAGAAGCCUCACCAGUGCACGUACUGCGGAAAGAGGUUCACACGGCGUUCACAUGUUGUGAAUCACCAGAGACGCCACUCAUGCCAAGGAAGAUCUUGACAAAAGGAUCUACUGCUUCCAGUUUGGGCAACAGAUUGAGAAGCCCUGUAUGACCGGGGAAUAAAGGUAGCUCAGUUUGUGUCCUGCAGGGUUUGGAAUCUAGACCAAGGGUAGGAGUGGUGUGGAUUGUUGACUAUUUUUUGUUUGUCCACAUCUUGAAUAUGAUCAAAAUGAGUCUGAGGACACACAGCUCUCAGGGGCAUCCGUUCUGUUGAAUGUACAAAGGAAAAUCUGUACAUAUUUAUGCCAUUCAGUAACGAUAGGAGAACUGAGACUCAAUCCAAAUCAAAAGACUAUUCAUCCACAUUUUACUUGAUCUAGAAUGGGAGUGGAUGCUCCUGGGAAAAUUGCUAAUUUUGAUCAGUAUUUUUGUAUCAGCUAAAGCCUUGUAAAAUCAGAAAAAUCCUUUCUCUGCUUCGCUGUACUUAUGCCCAAAACAAAUGAUGCUCAUUAAGGAAGUAAGAUUUAAAGGCAAAACAUCUUCCAGUAAUGAAGCAGGCUAGCAAAAUGAUAUUUGCCAGCCGUUUGGGAAAGCAGUCCACAGAUUUAACUUCUAAAGUGAUGGAGCUAGGUGGAAAAGCGAUAUUAACCAUUAACUCAGGAUAAAAGAAAUUCCAAGUUUUAAGUAAGAGGCAAGACUGAUUGAUUGACCUAGAAGCACUGACCUGGUAUGCUCUUAAAUGCAAAUUUAGAUCCAAAAUAUAUUCCCAUCAUGGAGACUUCAGUCCUAUUGCACGUCAAGCUGCCCAGAUGAUAUAGGUUUUGCAGUGCAAUUUGGGGAAGGCAGGCCAGAUGGGAAAACAGAAAGCAAAGUGGCCUCAUUGUAUAUUGUGCUUGCUGGGAUGGAUUUUUAUAUUGCGCUGUGGCAAAUCUUUAGGAAUGAUCACACUUUUACUGCAAGGUUAGAAAACUGUGGCCUUCCAGUGGCUGCUAAAUACCAGCUCCCAGCAUUCCUCACAACUGGCCACGCUGGAAUAAUGUGAAGUGAAACUGACUUGGCUAUUUAAUGAUUCAUUUUUUAUUCUGUACAGUAGAAAACCAGUGCAACAUUUGUUUACAUAAUAAGUUAUUUCCCCCUUUUUAACAAACAGUCUGAAAACUGCUUAGACACUUUUGAUUACAGAAUUCAUAAAUUAAUUUUCACAAAAACAGACAUUCGUUUUAAUAUAUUGUUAAAUCAUUUUGGCUUUUCAAGCUUAAGAUCCUAUUCUAACAGCAGUACAUAUAUUUCAUGUGAGGGGGGGGAGACCUUUCUUUAAAGCUGGGUCCUUUUUGAAAACAGUACACCACAGAUAAAAUCUGGAGUAACUUCAAAUCCUGUGGCUUGAUCAUGUGGUCAUUAUGUGGGGAAUAUUUAUUUUCUAGGAAUGAUCUUUUAUAUACUCUUCAGUUUCUAUGGCUGUCUUUUUAGCAUAUAAGAUAACUGCUAUCUUUAUAAUACAGACUUUCAAGCUUGUUUAUUUUGUACACUAUCAUAAUCAACAAAGACUCAUGUCAGUUAACUUCAUUAAAAACAUAAUUCUACCUUGA